This is a messenger RNA of Bathycoccus prasinos, 957 nucleotides long. RefSeq lists its product with no specific name. Gene Ontology annotation, molecular function: pyrimidine nucleotide-sugar transmembrane transporter activity. NCBI's taxonomy places the organism in Eukaryota, Viridiplantae, Chlorophyta, Mamiellophyceae, Mamiellales, Bathycoccaceae. Gene Ontology annotation, biological process: pyrimidine nucleotide-sugar transmembrane transport. The transcript has a single exon. Gene Ontology annotation, cellular component: Golgi membrane. The record is from RefSeq and is a predicted model, not a curated record. The coding region runs from base 1 to 957 and encodes 318 amino acids.
AUGGAAGAUUGGGGCCGCAAAUCGGUCGUCACGUUAGCGUUGACGGUUUUGACGUCAUCGCAAGGUUUGUUAAUCGCGGCGUCGAAGGCGAACGGGGUGAAGUACGAUUACGCGGUGACGAGUGCGAAUUGCACGGUAGAAACGACGAAGAUGUUGAUGUCUUUGUUGGCUUUGGUGAAGAUUUGGAGAACGGUUGGCGUGAACGAGGACAACCGAAUCAGCACGAGUUGGUCCGAGUUGUGGGUGUAUCCGAUUCCGGCGGCGUUGUAUUUAGUGAAGAAUCUGUUGCAGUAUUACGUGUUUUUGUACGUGGACGCUCCGUCGUAUCAGAUUUUGAAGAACUUGAACAUCAUAUCGACUGGGAUUUUGUAUAGAAUCUUCUUGAAGAAGAUCUUGAGCGGCGUGCAGUGGUCGGCGUUGAUUUUGUUGGCUCUGGGGUGCACGAUCGCGCAGUUGACGAGUGGUAGCGAUCAGGUGUUGUCAACGCCGUUUAUGGGUUUGAUGAUGGCGAUUGUGAUGGCUAUUUUGUCCGGAGCGGCGGGGGUGUAUACGGAGUUGAUCAUGAAGAAGCAACCGAAGAGAAACGUAAACGCGCAGAACGUGUAUUUGUACUUGUUUGGGGUCAUCUUUAACAUGGUGGCGAUCUUUUUGUACGAUUACGACGCGGUGUUUGGACGGGGGUAUUUUUACGGAUACAAUGCGAUCGUGUGUACGAUGAUUUUAAAUCAUUCGUUGAGCGGUAUCGCGGUGUCGUUGGUGAUGAAGUACGCGGAUAAUAUCGUCAAGGUGUAUUCAACCUCGGUGGCGAUGAUUUUGACAACGCUAGUGUCUAUUCCGUUAUUUGGGUUUCAGUUGACGUUGCCGUUUGUGCUGGGGACGAGCGUGGUGUCGGUGGCGGUGUAUUUGCACUACCAAUCGAAAGAUACGCCGCAACCGCCAGGGGCUUUGACAAAGUAA